GAGACCUAGUACCAGAAAGACCACUUCUUUAUUUAGCAGCCAGAGGCAACAUCAAGAAUACGAGCAAAGUUCUGAAGCAUCUGAUCCAGAAUUUGACGAGUAUAUGGAUGAAGAGGCAAUAGUUAAACCUGGUGAUUCAUAUCAAAGUGAGGACGAAGAAGAGAUUGAUGCGGAACUCGAAGAAAUGAUGGAAGAAGACGAUGACGAAUAUAUCGAACUUGAUUCGAGAGUGGAGGAAGGAGAGGAAGAAGUUGAACAAGUUGAGGAAGAGGAGACAGAGCAAGCCGAAGAAGAAACUGAACAAGUCGAUGAUAUUGACGCAGAAGAAGACAUAGACGAGUGCGAUGAUGCAACUCCUGUUGACGACGAGGAUGAUUUCGAGAUUGAUGAGGAGGAAGACGAAGAUGAGGAAAUUGAAGAGGAAGAGCGUAGUUAUGAGAGCAAACCAACUACCACCCGACGAACGAGGGGAAGUAGAAAUAUUUCACAACGUGCACCUCAAAAACAAAAACGGCCUAUGAGGCAACAUAAAGCGUCGCCUCAACAUCAGACUAGUAAUUCAAGAAAAAAGUGUAUGUAG
Dentiscutata heterogama is the source of this 580-nucleotide messenger RNA. The record is from the annotation of a GenBank genome assembly. NCBI's taxonomy places the organism in Eukaryota, Fungi, Glomeromycota, Glomeromycetes, Diversisporales, Gigasporaceae.